Messenger RNA from Fraxinus pennsylvanica, 345 nucleotides. The record is from the annotation of a GenBank genome assembly. NCBI's taxonomy places the organism in Eukaryota, Viridiplantae, Streptophyta, Magnoliopsida, Lamiales, Oleaceae.
AUGUUGGCCAAAGGAAAUGACCUCAUAAAGGGAAUGGCUGAGAGUGGUUGUGUUAUCGGACCACUGACUUGGGAUGCACUUGUGAAGCUUUACAUUGAUGUCGGAGAAGUGGAAAAGGCCGACUCCAUAUUGCAAAAGGCUGCUAAGAAGAAAAGGGACAAACCAAUGUUUAGUUCGUAUAUGGCAGUUAUGGACCAAUAUGCUAAGAGAGGCGACAUCGACAAUGCUGAUAAAAUGUUCGUUACAUAUAAUCACAUUGCACAAAACCCAUCAAAUACCAACCCCAAAAACAUGUUUUCUUCGUGCAGCUUCUUCCCCUACAUAGGUUCUUCCUCACACCACUAA